CCCGAUGACAGUUCGGAUUCACUUUACGGUGCUCAGCCUCUAACAAUGGAAAAGCACCAUGAUAAACCUUUCCAAGAAAAUCUUCCACUUCUUUCCUCGCCUUUUCGCAACAUUCGAGAUUUUAUCCCCAAGGGCCUCGUAUUUUCUGAUCAGCAGGAUCCUAUCCUGAAUAAUAGAGAGAUUAGUAAUUUUCUAUCUUAUUCCACUGAUUUUUCAACGUGCGGUGAUAAUAUGGCUCAAAAUCCUAUUCAGAAUCGUAUUCUUCAAGACUAUUCGGAUCGGUAA
Protopolystoma xenopodis is the source of this 285-nucleotide messenger RNA. NCBI's taxonomy places the organism in Eukaryota, Metazoa, Platyhelminthes, Monogenea, Polystomatidea, Polystomatidae. The record is from the annotation of a GenBank genome assembly.